Molecule: messenger RNA, 1665 nt
Organism: Rhodotorula toruloides NP11
Lineage: Eukaryota; Fungi; Basidiomycota; Microbotryomycetes; Sporidiobolales; Sporidiobolaceae
Product: GTP cyclohydrolase II
Exons: 11
Coding region: 1-1665 (554 amino acids)
Biological process (GO): riboflavin biosynthetic process
Molecular function (GO): GTP cyclohydrolase II activity
Source: RefSeq, a predicted model, not a curated record
AUGACAGACACAUCGACAUCAGCCGCCAUGUGCAGCCACAAACCCACCGACACGCCCGACCAAUCCACCCUCCUCCAAGCGAUCCUCACUGAACUCCAGCAACUCAAGGCGAAUCAGUCCGUCUUCGAGCACAAGCUCGAAUCGCUCGCUCUUGCCCCCACCUCUCCCUCGUCGCCUCCCUCGCUCGCGUCCAUCCCGCCUCUGAAUGGCUUCUCGAGCGACCAGCAAGUCACUGCGACUCCCUUGAUCAAGGCGACCGAUACGCCGCUUUCGCCUUCGUUGCCGGCGAGGAAGGAUGCUGCUCAGUCGACUUGGGGCUCGCGCGUGAUCUUGACCACCUACCCGGGCCAAGUUGGCAUCAACCCCAUCCCGCUCAAGUGGGGAGCCGCGACCCCUGAGGAGCGCGGACCCGUCGUCGCCUCUCGUCAGCCCAAGUCGCUCAAGGUCCGCAACGCGAUUGGCGCCUACUCUGGCUCGUAUUCGAUCUACCGCGCUCUCGCGGCCGCAUCGGGCCUCAUCGACCCGAAACACAAGCCAGACUACACCAACACCGAGCCGCCCGUCACGAUCCCUCACAGCCCUUCCUGGGACGACAAGACCAAGAUCGUCGCGCUCGACCCGUACGGCCACCUCGUUCCUACCGCUUACAAGUCGUAUCUCGACGCUGGCAUCGACGCGCGCCCGACGAUUGCCAUCACCCGUGCGCACAUCAAGCUGAACGACUUUGACGACGCAGUCAAGGCGGGCGACCUCGAGGUCGACGGCAAGAUUGUCGUUCAUUGCCCGACCGAGUGGAUCAACCAGAACCGCAUGGAGUCGGCUGCGGCAAAGACGGCGAGGGCGGCGGACGAUGCGGCGACGAAGCACAUCGCGAGUGCGCAGUUCGAUGCGGGCGUCGAGAUCAACGUCUCGAAGGCGGCGGUCGAGCCCGUGUGGUACCUGCCAGGAGUUGCGGAGCGUUUUGAAAUCACCGAGGGACACCUGCGACGUGCGCUUUACGAGGAGUGUGGAGGAGCGUACCCGGAGCUCAUGACCCGUCCCGACCUCAAGAUCUUCCUCCCUCCCAUCGGCGGUUUGACCGUCUACAUCUUCGGCAACCCCGACUACCUGCGCGACGAGACGAAGGAGGUGACGGUGCGCGUGCACGACGAGUGCAACGGUUCGGACGUCUUUGGCUCCGACAUCUGUACCUGCCGACCGUACCUCAUCUUCGGCAUGAUGGAAGCGAUCAAGUGUGCACAGCGCGGUGGUGUCGGCGCUGUCAUAUACCACCGCAAGGAAGGCCGCGCUUUGGGUGAAGUCACCAAGUACCUCGUCUACAAUGCGCGCAAGCGUGGCGGAGACAACGCGCAGGACUACUUCCGCCGUACGGAAGACAUUGCGGGCGUCAAGGACAUGCGCUUCCAGGCUCUCAUGCCGGACGUCCUGCACUGGCUCGGCAUCAAGCGCAUCGACAACAUGAUUUCGAUGAGCGACAUGAAGUACGACGCGAUUGUCAACUCCGGCAUCCCCAUCGUCAACCGCUACGAGAUCCCCGAGGACUUGAUUCCGCCUGACAGCAAAGUCGAGAUAGACGCCAAGAUCUUUGCGGGCUACCACUCGACGACCAAGGUCACCGACCUCUCGAAGACUGCGGGACGCCUGUGGGAGGAUCUGGCGCACUAA